Anarrhichthys ocellatus (wolf-eel) is the source of this 2535-nucleotide messenger RNA. RefSeq names its product interleukin-18 receptor accessory protein-like. NCBI's taxonomy places the organism in Eukaryota, Metazoa, Chordata, Actinopteri, Perciformes, Anarhichadidae. The record is from RefSeq and is a predicted model, not a curated record. Gene Ontology annotation, biological process: interleukin-18-mediated signaling pathway. The transcript has 9 exons. Gene Ontology annotation, molecular function: interleukin-18 receptor activity. Bases 991 to 2409 code for a protein of 472 amino acids.
GAUGUGUCUGAUUAAACUUAGUUUAAACAAUGUUUUUCACUAAUGUGGCAACUCACUUGUAAAUACUUUGAUGACGCGGAGUGGAACCACUUUAAAAUAUAGUAUAUUCAUUAAGGGACUGGUAGAUUGACAUUUUUUCAAGUCUGUCUUAAAUCAACACUCACAUGCCCGUAUGAACAUUGAAAACCAUAAUAAUAACCAAUAUUGCUUCUUAAACUUAGCUGUGGAGUUCAUAAUCAAGUCCCAAGAAAACACAAAUAUCCUAAUCAUUGUGUUUCUACUCCUAAACAAGUUGAUAUGUGCUCUUCAACAAAUUUUGCUUAAGAGAUGAUGAACAUGAAUAAUUGAAAUAUAGGCUGUGUGUUGUCAGGAAAAUUAAUCGUUGAUUCCCUGCACACUUUUUAUAUAUAAUAGCUACAGUCUAAGUGAAGUCACAAGAUAUUGUCAAAGUCUGUUUACAGUUUUUAACCACUAGCACUAUGGAGAGAUGUUUUUCUGAGUGGGUCCAUGUCUUGUUUGUUCACAUACGAGAAUGUGGUGCUACACAGUGCUGCCAAUGGUUUCAUACUGUUCCACUGACCUACACAGGUGGAAAUAUCUAGUUUCAGGUAAUUAUACACUAAUAAAAACAUAGUUAUCAAUAUUAUAUUCUAUUUAUGCCAAUAGCUCUUUGUAAGGUUUGUAAGUGUGCAAUUAAUGAACGGUGCCAUUUCCAUCAAUCCACAUCUGAUAUUUGGUCUCAGUAGUAAAGAGUUUGGCCUGUUUUUUAAUUUACAUGAACUACAUGGACUACAGCAGUUGGGUGGCAAGACAACAAUCCAGAUUAAGGUUUACUUACAUUAAGUCCUUAACCCAAAAAUACUUUACUUAGCAUUUACAAAUGUUUAACAUAUAUUUCAUAAAGUCAUUAGUUGCAACUUUAAAAACCUUUCUGGUAUACUAAAUAGCAAACAAUGGUUGUGUGUGUGUGUGUGUGUGUGUGUAAAUUGCAUGUGGUUGAACUUCUAUCAAGUGUUCAGGUCUAUGCUGUCCAGUGGCAGCGAGUUGUUCUUCCAACUGCAGGUGGUGGAGAGGUCAGAGAUCAGUCUGGAAUGUGUCCAGCCUGAGCAGAACAGUAUAGAGCUGUACGUUGAUGUAGGUGGGAAAGUCCCCUGCCCCGGUCUCAAUUGUAGUAACAACACACAUGCCAUCUGGUACAAGGGUAACAAAGCUGUGUCUGAGCAGAAGAGAUCCUCCUGUCAGAUGGGGGGGACGUUACACCUCUGCCAAGUCAAUAAACUUGAUACUGGUGUAUAUUUCUGUGAUCGACAAAUAAUUGAGCAAGGAGUCAUCUGGACCUUCAGGAGGGCUGUUAACGUCAGAGCCUUACGUCAACCUCACACUCUGAUGUGUAAGGUACAUUUUGAUUUUGAGAGAGAGUUUUCACGGGAGGUGCUGUGGUACAUGAAUUACGGUAGCAACAUGGAGAAUAUGACUCUACUACCAAUGGAGGAGCAACAACAGAGAGAGACAUUUACAGUGUACGAGGUCAUACGAAAAGCCAUCAUUAAAGAGGUGACUCCCGAACACUUGAACAACAGAUAUACCUGCAUCGCCAGCAAUAUUGUCGGAAACAGCAGGGGCACCAUUGAGCUCAAGGAGAAGAUUAAAGUGAAAUGGCCAUCACUGGUUGGGUAUCCCAUUGCUUCAUUGCUGUUGGUAGCUGGACUAGGAAUCGUUUUACAUGUGAAAUGGCUGGAAAUACAACUUAUCUUCAGAUCCCACUUCCAACAUGGAAAACAUGAUGGAGAUGAGAAAGAGUUCGAUGUGCUUCUGUCGUAUGUGUGGAGCCCGCCAUCAGCAGAGGUGAUGGGAGUUUCGACGCUUUCCUCCCAGAGAGGACCUGACACUGAUGAGGAAGCAUGUUUAUCCUGCAUGGACCCGCUGAACACUGAGGAGGGUAAGUCCACCCAGAGGCCACUAGAAGUGGUGCUGCCCCAAGUGUUAGAGGACCGGUGGGGGUAUCGCCUCUGUCUGCUGGAGAGGGACGUGGUUCCUGGAGGAGCAUAUACAAAUGAUGUGGUCCUUGCAAUACAGAGAAGCCGAAUGCUAAUCUGUCUCCUAUCAGCUGACUACCUCUCCAACAGCAAUGCUGUGUUUGUGCUGGAAUCGGGAGUCCAGGUUUUGCUGCAAGACUCUACCCUCAAACUCCUGCUGAUAUGGACCAGUAGAGCCUCAGCAUCCCUCAUCCAGCCGGACUCCCCGCUGCCCACCCUGGUCCAAAGGGCCUUGAAGGUGCUACCCAGUCUGGAUUGGACCUCAGGCAAACCCACCAGCAAUUUCUGGAGGUCUUUGAAGAAGGCCAUGCCUGAUCAGAAAGUGAAGCUGGUUUCACUCAUGCAGAACCAGAAACAUUUUAUCCUGCAGUGAUUUACAGCGUUUUUAUUUUACAAUGCAGCCCGUUACUGCAUUCUACACACCUGAUCUUUGAUUUCCAUCUGUAUCAAAAAUAAACUUUCAGUUAAACAGUGCAAAUCAAUCAAUUAUCAACUCUAC